GGGGGGGGGGGGUAACCUUCAAAUCAGUUGUCGCCUUGAUCGUUGGAAUUAUUGCUGGGCCAUUGGUAUCGAACGGAUUAAAUCCAUACGACUGGGAUGACACAGACGAGAUCACCAAGCAGAUAACCCGGUGCGUUAUUGCCAUUCAGGUGAUGGCUGUCGGAAUUGAUUUGCCAAAACACUACCUUUGGAAGGAAUGGAAGACGUAUUUGAUGCUGAUGAUACCCAUCAUGAUCUUCAUGUGGCUGGGUAGCGGCCUGUUUAUUUGGGCGUUGAUCCCACCCCUUGAUUAUUUGAAUGCACUCGUCAUUGCCGCAUGUGUAUGCCCUACCGAUCCAAUCCUGGCCAACUCGGUUGUAAAAGGUCGAUUUGCAGAGAAGCACGUACCCGCACACAUCCGAAAUGCCCUGUCCGCAGAGAGUGGAGGUAAUGAUGGCAUGGGUUUCCCCUUUCUGUUCUUGGCCAUUUUCUUGAUCGGCGAGCCGGGCACCGGUCAUGCCAUCGGCAAGUGGGUCUAUGAAACCUGCCUCUUCCAAAUCGUGCUGUCAAUUGUCAUCGGUAUUGCUGUGGGCUGGGUUGCUCGCAAAAUCUUGCAAUGGUCAGAAAAACACCGCCUCAUCGACAAGCCUUCUUUUCUUUGUUUUGCUAUUGCGCUUGCAUUAUUUUUAAUGAGCAUGACCGGUUUUUCUGGCAGCGAUGACGUGCUCGCGUGCUUUGUGGCAGGCAAUGCAUUCUCCUGGGAUGACUGGUUCCGACAAGAAACUGAAGAAGCGCAUUUUCAAGAUGUCAUAGAUAUGAUGCUCAACCUGGGCGUCUUUGCAUACAUUGGCGCCAUCAUUCCUUGGCAUGAGUUUGGCAAUGCAGAUAUCGGACUUACACCGUGGCGACUUGUAGUCAUUGCCAUUCUGAUCCUGCUAUUUCGACGUCUCCCAAUUGUCAUUGCGCUCAAGCCUGUCAUGCCUGCCAUCAAGACCUAUCGUGAAGCCGUUUUCAGCGGCUGGUUCGGUCCCAUGGGCGUUGGUGCUGUCUUCUUGUCCAUGAUUGCCAAGGAGGAAAUGGAAGAAGUCUUUAAAGAUCAAGUGGAAAAACCGGUUGUGAUAGAGUUGAUUAGUCCCGUAGUACUGUUCAUUGUGCUUGCAUCGACCCUAGUGCACGGCACGACCAUUCCCCUCUUCCAGCUCGGCAAACGUAUCCGCACACGCACACUAUCGAUUACGAGCACAGGCAGCAACAAUGUCGUGCGACUGCCCAAGAUUCGACGCAAUAAUCACUCACAGCAGCCACAAGAAGGCGAUCUUGGCGAUAAUCCAUUGGGACUCAGUGAAACACAGCGCAAUACGUUGAUCAACACAAUUCAACGUGAGAAGGCUGAAAAGGAAGGUGAUGUCUAUGCAAACGGCAAUGCACCCCAUUAUGCAGUGGACAUAGAAGACGACGAUACGGCCGAGGAGGAUUUCUUGCCUGGUGAUUCGGAUGACGAAAGAGUGACGGAAGCAGCCCGCAAUAACGAACUGCAGAGUAUCCGGUUUUUGGAGCCAGUCAAGCCAAGAGGCACGUCACAGGCCAAUUUAAAUGCUGAAAAGAACGAGGCGAGUGUUUCUAGUGUACGUAGCUGGCUUCAUCGCCAAAAGGAAGAACAACAACAAGAACAGCAGCAGCAGCAGCAGCAACAACAACCAGAUAAUACCAUGCAGCAACAGGAGCAGCAACAGCCCGUGAACGAUAACAGCGAAGUGUCGGGUUCAAGUGGUUUGCGUAACUUGUUCCGGCGAAGACAGCCUCAUCAGCAACAACAACAACAGCCAGCUGCAGGAGACGACCAACCCCCAUCUUCUUCAGCACCUGGCUCCAAGAUCGUACCACGGUCUGAAAAAGAGGCUGAGCAGAUGGGCGACAUGCCUGGCGUCCCACCAGAGGUAGCGCAAAGGGCCGAAGAGAGCUACCACAGACCUAUCAAUCCCCGUAUCGAGGUGUGGGAGGAGAACUCGCAUGUUGUCAUUGAGGAUUCUCAGUCGGGAGAACCUCACGCUGUGUUGAACAAGACGGAUCCAGAUUGGAAGCGAAAGACCAAGGAAAAGAUCAAGGAGUUGGAGGACAAUAUCGCUCAAAGCAGUGGCCGUUAACCAAUAUUUUCCCGGUCACCGUCAAACUUCAAAAAUUGCAUAAGUUAUUUCCCCCCCCCCACCCACCACUGUGUACACUAUCAAUUUGUAUAUUUUUUCCUUACUUGAUUAUCCGCAGACACUUACUCUUAUAAUUGCUUCCUUGCUUAACAACUAUUUAUUAUGAUGAAAUAAGCCAGUUUGAAUUGUGCUCCAGAAACUAUUAAUACAUGGAUUGAUGUCAAAGCGACACGGGCAACAAGUACUGUACAUAGACGUAUAUCAAUAUCUCAUUGCUAUGUUUAUGGGCAAAAUAAAGGACCACACGGUCUCUGCUCUUG
Messenger RNA from Zychaea mexicana, 2443 nucleotides. RefSeq names its product Sodium/hydrogen exchanger family-domain-containing protein. Gene Ontology annotation, molecular function: sodium:proton antiporter activity. The record is from RefSeq and is a predicted model, not a curated record. The transcript has 9 exons. Gene Ontology annotation, cellular component: plasma membrane. The coding region runs from base 153 to 2123 and encodes 656 amino acids. Lineage: Eukaryota; Fungi; Mucoromycota; Mucoromycetes; Mucorales; Lichtheimiaceae. Gene Ontology annotation, biological process: proton export across plasma membrane; regulation of membrane potential; sodium ion export across plasma membrane.